AUGUCGACUGAGAUAGUGCAUGACGAAAGCGCUGGCGGAUCUGCUGCGUCUCGUGGUGACAGCGAGAGGGACGUAGGGACGGAGCAGCAGCAGUCGCAAGGGGAACAAGAACGGGGGCGCGACGAGUAUCUGGAAGGGGUCGAGCGUCGUAUCGAAGCGUACGAGAAUUGUGCGGCGGCCAUUACCGCUAUGACGACGUGUCUCGAGGGACUUAGUGAGCAUCUGACCGCCAUGCAGCAAGCCACCCACCAGCUGAAUUCCUUUACCAGUGGCUGGCUGGCGGUGUGGAAGCGGCCGUCCUCGUAG
This is a messenger RNA of Hyaloperonospora brassicae, 306 nucleotides long. The record is from the annotation of a GenBank genome assembly. Lineage: Eukaryota; Oomycota; Peronosporomycetes; Peronosporales; Peronosporaceae.